CGAUGAAGAACCAGCAGCAGGCCGAGAAAGAGGAGCAACAGCGCAUCAAGAACCUCGUACUCAAUUACGAAAUUCGGGAGAACGAAGAACAAGACGGUGAAGUCACACCUAGCCAACGACCUUUCCUCGUCGGAAUGCCCAGCACUGACGACCAACAAUCUAGUUCAAGAGAAGCCGAGCAGUUAUCACUACAACCGGAUGGACCGGGGCAAGGAGCGUGGCGUCCAGCGGUCGCGUAAACUUCAGCUCAGCGACGUUGAUUGGUAUGAAUCCUCCGGCAGACGUAGUAGAGAGGGUGUAACCGGAAUGCCUGCGCGCAAGCAGUCGUAUCUUCAGCAUCGGACAGGAGAGGGCAAUAUCAAGCGACCAUUUCCCUCUCAUGUGGCGAUGGGACGGAACAAGCGUAUUCCGUCCGAGGCGCGAAGCCGGCCCUGGCGCAGUUUCUCGCACGAACCGCAAACUCUUUCCGAGUGACAUGGUUUUAUAACAGGACAGUUACUGACAGGGAUGGAAUUUCGUGUCCACCGCUCUUACAGGACUUGAGACAGCAGCAGCAGCAGCAGCAGCAGCAGCAAUCUUUCUGCAAAGGUUUCUCUUCUUUUCGGUAUAGCGUAGAUUAACGCACCUCUCAUCCGAGCACACGCCG
Molecule: messenger RNA, 646 nt
Organism: Sodiomyces alkalinus F11
Lineage: Eukaryota; Fungi; Ascomycota; Sordariomycetes; Glomerellales; Plectosphaerellaceae
Exons: 1
Source: RefSeq, a predicted model, not a curated record